Sphaerulina musiva SO2202 is the source of this 672-nucleotide messenger RNA. RefSeq lists its product as uncharacterized. The transcript has a single exon. The record is from RefSeq and is a predicted model, not a curated record. Lineage: Eukaryota; Fungi; Ascomycota; Dothideomycetes; Mycosphaerellales; Mycosphaerellaceae. The coding region runs from base 340 to 660 and encodes 106 amino acids.
AGGGUUGCGGGCGUUGAGGAUGUUGAAGAGACGAUGAUGAUGAUGAUGAUGAUGAUGAUGAUGAUGAUGGACGAGGAUGGGGAGGAAGAUUUCUGUAAGGUAAGCCUGCUGGUAGAUAUAUACAGAGGGUCCCGUAUAUAGGUAUAUAUAUAUACCCCCUACCGUAUGUAAAUGCGAGAUAGCGUGACGACGCAGAUCAAGCUACUUGCCUUUUGCAGCGUAUAGUCCGUGAUAUUUUCUCUCCGGUCCCGUUACCUCCUGUCCUGUCCUGCCCCGGAAUACAGAGGUUGAGAGCAUCAUCAACAAAUAAUCUUUCAACCUCUCGGCCCUACCCCAGUCAUGAAGAGUCUGACCAGCAUAUGCCAGCAGAAACCUUCGUGCCGCCCUAGGCUUUCUUUUUCAGCUGACUUCUUUUCAAGUCUUCAGCUUAGAGAACAAGAAGUCGGGUCCAUGUUCCUAGCAUCUGGUCAAGGCGGUCGUCAGAGCUGCAGGAGCCUCACAGACCAAUACCUUGACAACGUGCAAUCACUCACUCCACUCACAUCCAUCAGAGAGCGAGAGAAGAGCGAGAGAAGUUCCUUCCAUACGAACGAGCAAUUUCGCCUUCUCAGCUCCCUUCGCCAUGUGAUGAAUGCUGAUGCUACUGUCAUCAUCUCAUAAGGUAGCUCAUGC